AUGAAUGGCCGCGGUGCGCCGCUCUCACCUGUUUCUGUUGGCGGUAGCGAAUGGUCAUAUCCCGUCGGCGACAAAGACGGGCCUCCAUAUCAAAACACCCGUGGUCAGCUCAGCACACCGCCCGACUCGGCGGGACCAGGCAAGCCCAUGAACGGCAACUUUCCACCAGGUCCGAGGAGCGUCGGCGGGCCCUCGCCGCCUCCCUCGGUCGGCAGAUCCAGCGCCGGUACCAACAUAUAUGCGAGAAGCGAGAGCGGGAGGAGCCAGAGCCAAUUAGAAAAUCAAGAACUGGUGCUGUCUGAACACUAUUCCUCCCUCAAGCGAUUCCUCUCGGCCACAUCACGCGAUGGCAACCCGAAACCACCACCGAACAAGGCUCGCGACAAGCUGCAGCGCCUUACCGGCGUCCAGUUUCUCGAACUUAGUACAGACGUCUACGAUGAGCUGAAGCGACGCGAGCUCGCGAGCCGAAGACCCCCGAAUGCUCCACCCGGCACCGGCCCUCCCGAUCACCUAUUACCCGAAGAAAAUUUUCACCCGAAGCGGAAUCAGGCACGCCAGAAGCUCUCCUCUCUGGGACCUCCGCGGUUCCGCGACCUGGCCACUGACGUGUUCUGUGAGCUGGAGCGGCGGUUCCCACGUUUCGCGGGGCCGGACAUUCCACGGGUCGGGAGUCCAAUGUCGGUCCGCGGCGGGCGACCGAGUCGAUCAGGGACACCCGUCAACGGAAUGAACGGAUACCCUCCGAGGGACCAGAGCCGAAGGCGUCCCUCUGAAGCCAGCUCAGUUCGUAGUGGGCGCGGGUUGCCGACGCCUAUGAACGGCUCCUUUCCUAUCCCGCCAUCCCCCUCGGUGACAAAUGGCGAUUACGGGCGACCCAUGCCGAAACAGUUCCAGAGCAACACAAUCGUCCCGAACAAGAGCACCAUGGUGGAGGAAGAUGACGAUUCCAUCAGCCCCACAAGUCCAGACCCCAACGCCGCCGGUGCGUAUAGGGAUCGAAACAGCAAGCGCAGCGCAGGACAAUCCGAGAUUUUACAGUCCGACAAGAAGCUUAUCGAAGACUAUGAGCAGCAGGUCAGGGAGCUGCGGGAGAAGCUUGACAAUAUGGAGGACGUGCUGAAAAAGAAGAACGACGAACUCGGUAGCCUGCUAGACGGCGAACGCUCCAAAGCCGCUGCGGCGAGCUCGGCUAAGGAGGAGUGGGAUGAUGCGCGUGCGGACCUGGAGGACAAGCUAGCUGAGGCUCAGAAACUGAAUGAUUCCCUGCAGCGGGAGAUCGACAGGAUGCGAAGCGAGCACGCGAACGAGACGCGGCAAUUGAGGCAUGACCUUGAGCAGGCCCAAAGAUCCAGCAGCAAACCAAUGUCGAACGGGGCGGCCGAUAUCGAGCUGGAGCGGGAGAAUAAGGCACUGCGCACGGCGCUCGAAGAGCAGGAACAAGUGACCGAGGAGGUGCGGCGGGAAGCCCAGGAAUUUCUCCGGGAGAUGAAAAUGAUCUCGCAGCAGAGCGUCGGAGCUUGGGAGAGACAGUCCGAGAUGGAAAAGACGAUUGAGUCGCUCGAGGCCGAGGUACGAGAGUGGCAGAACCGCUAUGCGCGCGCAAAGACGCAGUUGCGGAACAUGCGUGGUUCCUCGGCUGGCCUCGCGGCCGAUCAAGACGCUGCCAAGUACGUCCGGGAGAAGGGCUUUGUGGGGGACAAUGGAUUGGUUAAGGACAUCCACGUCACAAAGUUCCAGCUGGCCAUCGACGACCUCCUGCAGCGCGCGCGUAGGGACAAUUCAGAGCGGGUGAUGGAUGCUAUGAAAGCGGUUGUCGUAGCUGUUCGGCGGAUCAGCAAGGACAUCGACGGAUCGGCACAGAAUGGGGACGCCGUCAUGCAGCAUCAGAAGCUCAAAUCUCGAGUAUCUUCUACGGCCAACAAUCUGAUAACGACGGCCAAAAACUUUGCCAGCUCGGCCGGCAUAUCCCCAGUAUCACUGCUGGAUGCAGCCGCAUCUCACCUUGUUGCAGCGGUCGUUGACCUGCUUCAAGUAGCCAAGAUCCGGUCCACGCCCGCGGACGAGUUGGAGGAUGACGACAAUGGAACCGUCACCCCCUUGGAUUCGACUGGCUUCUUCUCCCCGCAAAGCAAUGGCCAGAGUCAGAUAUCGAGCGUAACUUCGGUCCAGAGCUCACUCCCGCCACCUCCGCCAUUCCAGGGGUUGGGUCCCAGGAGUCGGACCAGCGUAGACUCAUCCUCCUACAGCCCUGUCAGCUCGCCACGCGAGUCGCUUGCCAAGGGUGGGAUGACUCCCAAUGGAUCGGCCGCGAACGGCAGUGAAGGUGGGUACGGCGGACUGAACAAAGCUCUCCCCAUCGCUCCCAACACCAACGGGAACGGAAACGGCUUCUACAACACGCGGCAGCCCGACAGACGGACGGAGGACCUCAAGAUCUACCUCGAGGACCAAACGGCCGUUCUGGUGCAGACAAUCCAGAACCUCGUCCAGCUGGUCCGAAACGACGCCGACAUCAACCAGGUCACGGAGGAGAUCCACGUCAUCACGGACGUGGUCGGGCAGGUGACGGCCGAGACGCAGUCGGCCGGCGGCCCCGGCGGGGCGGAGCUGGUCAAGCGGGUGGCGGCGUGCCGCGAGCGGCUGAUGGAGGCGGGCAAGCGGGGGCUCGACAUCGUGGCUGAGGGCAACGACAGCAAGAGCCGCGAGUGGCGCAUGUGGACGCAGACGCUGCCGCCCAUUGCGUUUGAAAUUGCGCGCGAGGUGAAGGAGCUCGUGCAAAAGGUUGAUCAGCUCGUUUUGGAUGACGGGAGUGCGGAUGAUUUUGCAUGA
Parathielavia appendiculata is the source of this 2832-nucleotide messenger RNA. RefSeq lists its product as uncharacterized. Lineage: Eukaryota; Fungi; Ascomycota; Sordariomycetes; Sordariales; Chaetomiaceae. Gene Ontology annotation, molecular function: MAP kinase scaffold activity. The record is from RefSeq and is a predicted model, not a curated record. The coding region runs from base 1 to 2832 and encodes 943 amino acids. The transcript has 2 exons. Gene Ontology annotation, cellular component: actomyosin contractile ring; cell cortex of growing cell tip.